This is a messenger RNA of Penaeus monodon (black tiger shrimp), 459 nucleotides long. RefSeq lists its product as uncharacterized. Gene Ontology annotation, molecular function: hydrolase activity. Gene Ontology annotation, cellular component: cytoplasm. The record is from RefSeq and is a predicted model, not a curated record. NCBI's taxonomy places the organism in Eukaryota, Metazoa, Arthropoda, Malacostraca, Decapoda, Penaeidae.
CCCCGCCUCCCCUCCCCCGCCCCCUCCCCCCCUUCGCGAUGGCCUGUCUCGCGGCGAGCAAUUUCGUCCGCCGCUCAGUCCCCCUCCGCCUCCUGCCGCAGGCCCUCGCCCCUUCGCGCAGGAGCCUUGUCACGCCGCCCCGUCUGCCUCUGGUGCGCAACAUGAGUGACGAGGUGGCAGCCGCUAAGGCUGCGUCCUCAGAGAGCAAACACCAGCCCACCAUCUUUGACAAGAUCAUUGACAAGUCCAUCCCAGCUGACAUUGUGUAUGAGGAUGAUAAGUGCCUGGCCUUCCGUGAUAUCUCGCCUCAGGCCCCAACUCACAUCCUUGUGAUUCCCAAGAAGAGGCUGGCGAUGCUGAGUGAUGCUACAGAAGAGGAUAAUUCUCUUCUUGGUCAUCUUCUGCUUACUGCAAACAAAGUAGCUGCUCAAGAGAAACUUGACAAUGGUUUUAGGAUUG